Molecule: messenger RNA, 1052 nt
Organism: Mercurialis annua (annual mercury)
Lineage: Eukaryota; Viridiplantae; Streptophyta; Magnoliopsida; Malpighiales; Euphorbiaceae
Product: myb family transcription factor PHL5-like
Exons: 6
Coding region: 1-867 (288 amino acids)
Molecular function (GO): DNA-binding transcription factor activity; DNA binding
Source: RefSeq, a predicted model, not a curated record
AUGGGACUAUACUUCCCAUCUGAAGGAGCCUCCAACAAUGAUCUCCAUCCACCAACUUCUUGGUUGUUUGCAAUGCAAGGAUGCAUGGCAUUUGGAGAAGCGGAUAAUAGCUUACCUAUUAAAGAAACUCGUAGUGAUCCGGUUAAUCUUGACGAUCAAAAUCCGACUGCAGAAAAGAUAUGUCGAGAUUUGUAUCGAACAAGUGACUUCUUUCAUCCAAUACUGCAGAAAUCAGCGAAUGAAUUAGCUACGUUUAAUCAUGAAAACCGAGAGCUUGGUUAUCACUCAUUCAGUAUAGAAUUUACAAAACCAACUUCAAGGAAGCCUUCAUAUUCUUGCUUAGGUGCAACAGUAGCGUGUAAAACACGCAUCAGAUGGACUCAUGAUCUUCACAAAAGAUUUGUCGAAUGCGUGAAUCGACUUGGGGGAGCUGAAAAGGCUACUCCAAAGUUGAUUCUUAAGUUGAUGGGUGUUGAAGGAUUAACAAUCUUCCAUAUCAAAAGUCACUUGCAGAAAUAUCGCAUUGCUAGAUAUACGCCGGAAUCAACACAAGGUAUAUUCCUUUCCUACUUAUUUUCUUUUUUCCCUUACAUUAUAUUCAUUUUCUUUGUUUUCUUUUCAUCAAUGAAUCUAACUGCAUUGCUUCAAUUGCAUAAUUCCGGUUUUUUGCUCUGCAGCGGCUUUCAGAUAGUAGAAACACUCAAACUGCAGCUUGACGUCCAAAGGCGGAUCUACGAACAAUUGGAGAUACAAAGAAAUUUACAGUUGAGAAUCGAAGAACAAGGGAAACAGCUGAAGCAGAUGUUAGAGCAGCAACUAAAUACAGACAACACUGUCAUUCUCUUCCAAGAAAAUGAGCCUAAAUAGAAAGAAUACAUAUAUAAGCAUACAUCACAAUGAUCUUAUUCAUGUUUAAAAUUAAUAGAAUCAUGCUUUUUACUCUACACUCUGACACAUUAAAUCUUUCUCUUUCGACUUAGAAGUGCUAAUAAUUAAAUUAUGUCAAGUGAUGUAUGACUGAACUAUUUGGGAAUUUACUAUGUACCUUACAA